Bemisia tabaci is the source of this 2178-nucleotide messenger RNA. RefSeq names its product protein D3. The record is from RefSeq and is a predicted model, not a curated record. NCBI's taxonomy places the organism in Eukaryota, Metazoa, Arthropoda, Insecta, Hemiptera, Aleyrodidae.
AAAGCGCUGUUUGUGAGCUCAAACUCAAUUUUUGCAUUUAUUUAGCUCCGUCCUCGUAACACUGACUUGCACGCUCAUGCUGGUGCAAAACAUUCCCGAGAAAUAUUUACUCUUCCUAAUGAGUUUUAAAGAUAGUGCCGGUUCUUUGACGUUAGAUCAACCUUCGAGAGAUUAUUUCACACUCAAUUGUUUCAAGAUGCAAGCUCCUCUGGCCCACUGAUUGUGAUUAAGAAGGUUUUUGAGUCAAGGAUCAGCAUUAUAACUUAAAAAAACAUGCACGUAUUGUGAUAUUCAGAAGAAUAUACUGUGUACUGAACCCCUAAGGAGAUCAACCGAGUAAACUCGUAGUGCUCACAACGUGCACUUCUUACGUUUAGUGGAAUCAACAAGAGAAGUGAAGAAAAUGUUACGGGGCCUUUCCAGCUGCUUCAGCAUUGGUUUUCUUCUGCUCCUAAUUGUAUUUCGGGCUGCCACUCUGGAGGAUUAUGGCCAAAACACGACUCCUAAAGAAAGAGCACAGCUAUAUUCCGACGUCUGCAUAGUCCCCGAAAUUAUUGAAGAGCCUCCGGAGCAAGUUCUAUUAGUAAAUUUCUCGGCGACAAAUUAUGUUCCUCGUCUUGGCUUAAAUGGGGUUGCAACAAGAGAAGAAGUCUCAGUAAAGCCUGAUAAAAUUUACUUCGAAGCUGACCCUUACAAAUUGUACUCUCUGUUUGAAUUGGGGACUAUACCAAAACUCCUAAAUCCUGUCCUGAACAAGCAAGUUCUGCAUUGGUUUGUUUGUAACAUUCCCGGGUAUCAACUUCUUAAAGGAGAUACAGGAGCUUUUUACAUCCCUUCAACACCAGUAACUGCUUUUGAGGUGUACGUGUAUAAAUUCCUCAUUUUCUUACAACCUGGGCCGAUAAAUUGCACUCUUGUCCAACAACUUCUCGGUCUGUUGGGGCGAUUAGAUUUUUCCGUCACCGACUAUGCAGAGAAGCACAAUUUAACAGGUCCAUUGGCAGGGAACUUCUACGAAUGCUGCUGGCCUUUUCAAACCAUAGGUCUCGUUCCGUUGCCCGGAGUCAGUAACGAAACAGUAAACCUCCGAGCAACAGGACAAUGUGCAGUAAAAGACGCACUCGAGAAUUCACUCCCACGUCUCCCCUCUCUCAUUCCAUUUUUAUGAUGAGACCGGAAAAUCUGCUUAUGAAUGGUACACAAAUAGUGCUGUUUAGCGACAGCUUUAGGAUUCUCUUUCGCUCUUACGUUUGAUCGAACCUUCACGAGAAUCCUGUCAUUAAUCCUAAUUUUCAAAUUAUGCACGCAGCUUUAUGAGUAUAUUUUAUAGCUGAUUAUUCUCUUAGUUUUUUACCCCAGUCAAUCGAUUAAGAAGAAAAUUGUGUUCAUGUCUCACAUUUUUCAACACACCGCUUCCAACAAGUCAAUAUCAAAAUACACAGUUAAGAAUUUCCGUGUUUGCGGAUCCUUUGGUUCGUUUCCGUUUGAUUAACAGUGGCGUGGCGUUAAUUGCAAUAUAUCGAUUGUCACGCCAUUUAGACCUAUGGAAAAGGAUCGAUAAACAGGAUGUUCGCAGCGGACACCUUAUUAAUCGAUUUUUUACCAUAGCUUUAAAUGGCAUAAUAAUCGAUACAUCGCAAUUCACGCCACGCCCUUGUUGCUCAAGACAAUAUUUGGUUAAAUCGAUUAAAAAGUUAGGUUAAUUUGAAAUAUCUGGGGAUAAGGAAAUUGUCCCACUGAACUAAUGGCCCCUUAUUGUUUCUCAUGAUGCCACGUAAAGGUUGCGGAUGGCGAGUGGCCAGCGCAAUGGAAUAUCAUCAAUGCGAUUCAUGCUCGAUCUCGGUUGCUCUCGCCUGAUUUUUAAAGGAUGGAAAUUUAUAAAAAAAAAUAUUUGGUCAAUGUAACCCAAGGAAAAAAUAACCAUAAUAUUUGCAUGUAUAAGAGUCGCUUUCACAGCGCUCUCUGGCACUCUGCGACGCCUAGCCGCCACAGUGCCCGGUCCUCCCACAACCCUUCAGGGAGUUAGCACUCUUUCAUUUCAUUUAAACCCCCUGUCGCCACCCUUUCACUGGGCAGUGGGCGUCCCCUACGUAUUCUCUCGCUUUAAUAUAUCAAUUGUGCACUUAUGUUACCAUGUGUUUUUUUCCUAUAUUAAAAUGAAAUUUUGGUUGCUUCGUU